Molecule: messenger RNA, 2234 nt
Organism: Ananas comosus (pineapple)
Lineage: Eukaryota; Viridiplantae; Streptophyta; Magnoliopsida; Poales; Bromeliaceae
Product: protein MLP1 homolog
Exons: 5
Coding region: 80-1966 (628 amino acids)
Source: RefSeq, a predicted model, not a curated record
ACCGGUUGGUGAGUAAACCAAUCCCCCUCUUUCUUUCCUCCCACCUUCCUCCGCGUCCCCCUCCGCUCCGCGACGCGCCAUGGCCGACGAGGACGACGACGCCGCCGUCCUCAGCGACGUCGAGGAGGCCGACGACCCCGCCCCCCUCCUCCUCCCCCCUCCCUCCUUCACCACCGCCUCCUCUUCCUCCUCCACCUCCUCCUCCGCAGCCUCUGAUCAGCAGCAGCAGCAGCAGCAGCAGCAGCGCAUCCGCGACCUCCUCGCCGAGCUCGAGGCCGAGCGCCGCGCCCGCCGCGCCGCCGAGGACGGCCGCGCCGACUCCGAGUCCCGCCUCCACCGCCUCAAGGCCUUCGCCCAGGACGUCAUCAAGAAGCGCGACGACGCCCUCCGCUCCGCCGACGACGCCGCCAAGAAGCUCGACGACGCCGCCGCGAAGCUCGCCGAGGCCUCCGCCCGCGGCGACGCCCUCGAGUCCGAGAUCUCCACCGCCUCCCAGAUGCUCGCCUCCGGCCUCGACAAGAUCUCCGGCAAGAUCUCCGCCUUCCGCGCCUUCCCCCCCGACGGCCUCCCCAAGUCCCACAAGUACGCCGCCGGCCUCCCCGCCCUCGCCUUCGGCGUCGUCAAGCGCACCAACGAGAUCGUCGAGGAGCUCCUCCGCCAGGUCGACGCCGCCGCCAAGUCCCGCGACCAAGCCCGCGAGCAGGCCGAGCAGCGCAACUACGAGAUCGCCAUCGAGGUCUCGCAGCUCGAAGCCACCAUCGCCGGCCUGCGCGGCGAGAACGAGAAGCUAACGAGGUCGCUCGCCGACAGGGACGCGAAGAUCUCCGACAUGGCGGGCGAGAUCGCGGAGCUGAGGCAGCUCGGAGAGGACUGCGAUGGCAAGCUGAAGAGCUUGGAGGCCAAAUCGGCCUUGCAGAGGACGGUGCUCGUCGAUCAUCUCUAUUACAUCUCCAAGGUCUACGAGCAAAUCAAUGACAUUGUCGGGAUCGUGGAUUCGAACGAGCCGGAGAGCAGGGAUCCGCCCGACCUGCUGUUCGUGCGGAAGGAGAUUGAGACGAGUGAUGAUUUGAAGACUUCGUCGGAAGGGAUGAUUUCGGUUUACGAGCUGUCGAAGGCGGCAGCAGAGAAAGUAAGAGAAAGAAUAGAGGCAAUGAAUGGAGAGGCGGUAUCUCUCAAUGAGAAGGUAGUUUCUCUUUUGGAAGAGAAACAGCAUAUCAGCACUUUGCUAAGAGGAUCUCUAUCGUCCGAUCCGAACAAAGUGUUGCACGUUGCAGACGACGAGGGGUUUAAAGAGGAUGAAGUCUAUACGUUGGCUGGUGCUUUGGAGAACACCGUAAAGGAAUCUCAACUUAAGAUCAUUGAGCUACAGCAUUUGGUGGAGGCGCUCAGGGCAGAGUCUAGUGCAUUUAAAGCUCGUUUAGAUGCACAAGCUAAAGAGAUUAGCCAGCAAAAGCAACGCAUAAAGGAACUUGAGGAGAAAGAGAGGGUAGCGAACGAAAACGUUGAAGGCCUCAUGACAGAUAUUGCAGCAGCUGAAGAAGAAAUCACAAGAUGGAAAGUAGCAGCAGAGCAAGAAGCUGCAGCUGGUGGAGCAGUUGAACAGGAGCUUCAAACACAGAUAUCAGCUCUCCGGAAGGAACUAGAAGACACUAGGCAAGCGAUGGUAGAGUUAGAAAACAAACUAAAAUUCAAGGAAGAAACUGCAGCUGCGGCGAUGGCGGCAAGAGAUGCGGCUGAGAAAUCCUUAAGAUUGGCGGAUUUGAGAGCCGCGAGGCUGCGUGAGAGGUUGGAGGAACUUACUCGGCAGCUCGAAGAAUAUGAUAGCAGGGGCGAGACAACGAACCGGAACAGUCAUAGGUACAUUUGCUGGCCGUGGCAAUGGCUGGGUCUCAACUCUGUACGAUACCAGCAAGCCGACAUACAAGAAAACUCUAAUGAGAUGGAGUUGUCGGAACCCCUCAUCUAGUUUGUCCCUCUGUAUUCCUGUAUUCAUAUAGAAAAUUUGAUUGAUCUCUUGAUUAGAAGGUAAAUUAAUAAUUCAGUAGUUGUUAUUAUUGUUUUUUUCUCCAUUUUCCAUCUGCCAAGAAUUCCACAGCUUAAGAGCACUUUUUCUUGGUUAGCUAUUUGAGAAGGGUGUGCUUGUUUAUAGAAAUUUCGAAUUGUUAGAUAUAAUUUCUAUAUUUAUGUCGUCUUUUGUGAAUCACUAUAAUUUUUAAUCUUCUCAUUCCAUCUCC